Molecule: messenger RNA, 1804 nt
Organism: Gilbertella persicaria
Lineage: Eukaryota; Fungi; Mucoromycota; Mucoromycetes; Mucorales; Choanephoraceae
Product: P-loop containing nucleoside triphosphate hydrolase protein
Exons: 1
Coding region: 12-1742 (576 amino acids)
Biological process (GO): mitotic DNA replication checkpoint signaling; cell division; DNA replication initiation
Cellular component (GO): nuclear origin of replication recognition complex
Molecular function (GO): DNA replication origin binding; ATP hydrolysis activity; ATP binding
Source: RefSeq, a predicted model, not a curated record
CGUGUUUUGACAUGAAGAACCUUUUAAGAGACACAUCUAAACUUAUAUCUUCUGAUAUUGAUCGAUCACAAAUCAUAAAAUCAAAAAGAAGAACACGUCAACCUGUUCAUUAUGGAGAAGACGAGCUAGAAAAACAAAGCCUCGAACAGCAAGUGACAGCAAAGCCAGGGCCUAAGAAAGCCGAGAAAGCAGCAACCAAGUCAACUAAAAAACCAACUCACCCGUCCACCAAGAAACCAUCGACACCGAGUAAGAAGCGCAAAAUGUCUUGUUCUGCAUCUGAAGAAAGUUCUUCAGAUCAGGAUGAAUCUGGAUCAGAAGCUGAACCCGAAUCAGAGUCAGAGUCAGAGUCAGAUGAAGACGAUUUCAUGGAGGAGGAAGAAAAGGAAGAAAAGAAGCCCAAAUCAAAAUACCUAGCCUCUGUCCGUAAAAGAGCGGUCAAGAAAGCAAUACCUACUACACCUACAAAGCGAAAGCCUUCUUUGGCCAACCGUACUAUACAUAGAGUCAACCGAGCCAUUCCAGUUCUACCCUUACGCCAAGUCAAUGCACGAGAUACAUCAAAUAUGACAGCUUAUGAACUAGCAAGAGAAAGAUUACAUGUAUCUUCUGUGCCUGAUUCAUUACCUUGUCGUGAAGAUGAAUUUUUUACCAUCAUGGGUUAUGUUGAAAGCGCCAUUCAAGAAGCCACUGGUGCUUGUGUAUAUAUCUCGGGUGUGCCAGGCACAGGAAAGACAGCAACCACACUAGAAGUCAUUCGACACUUACAACAUCAAGCAGAAGUAGAAAAGACAAUUCCCGAAUUUGAUUUUGUAGAAAUUAAUGGUAUGAAAUUAACAGAUCCAAAUCAAGCGUAUAGUAUCUUAUGGGAAUGCAUGGAUCAACAAAAAAAGAGAUAUACUGCUGCUCAUGCUUUACAGUUGCUUGAAGCCAAAUUCUCUAAACAAAAUCAAGAUCAAAAGACAACUGUGGUGCUGAUGGAUGAACUUGAUUUACUGGUAACCAAGAAACAGACAGUUAUGUACAAUUUUUUUGAUUGGCCCAGUCGUCCUCGUUCGAAACUGAUUGUGAUUGCGAUAGCCAAUACGAUGGAUUUACCAGAACGUAUCAUGAGUAAUAAGGUGGCGAGUCGAAUGGGUCUGACACGUAUCACAUUUGAAGCUUAUCGAUAUGACCAACUCUAUCAAAUUGUUCAAUCCAGACUAGAAGGCAUUGAUGCUUUUGCCAAAGAAGCUGUGGAAUUUGCAGCACGUAAAGUAAGUGCUGUCAGUGGUGAUGCUCGUCGUGCCUUGGAUAUCUGUCGACGUGCAGUUGAGAUUGUCGAGACCAAAUUAGCAGAUCAAAAACACGUCACAAUCAGCAUUGUGGACCAAGCCAUUAAGGAGAUGUUUACCUCGCCUUCUGUUGCUUUCAUUCAAUCCUGUUCUCUGCAUCAAAAGAUCUUUUUGGUAGCUUGUAUGCAUCGGUCACGUGCUAUAGGCUUAGCUGAAGUUGAAUUUGGGGAUGUGGCCCACUAUCAUGUCCAGACUUGCAAGUGGCAUAAUAUUGAACCACCGAAUACCAGUGAUUUGAUGCGAGUAUGUGAAUCUUUAGGUCAAACAAGAGCCUUGAUGAUGGAAAACGGAAGAAUGGAUAUUUGUAUGCGAUUGUCUCUUAAUUUAGUUGAACAAGAUAUCAUUAUGGCAUGUAAAGCAGACAAAUUGAUUAAUCGGUUAUUACAGCAUUUACCUCAAACAGAUUGAUCUCAUUACACAAAAAGCUUAAAUUGCAUAUAAAACUUGUUUUUUUUUCUUUGUUUCCUUUU